This is a messenger RNA of Cryptomeria japonica (Japanese cedar), 1893 nucleotides long. RefSeq names its product glycine-rich cell wall structural protein. The transcript is spliced from 2 exons. The coding region runs from base 269 to 1618 and encodes 449 amino acids. Lineage: Eukaryota; Viridiplantae; Streptophyta; Pinopsida; Cupressales; Cupressaceae. The record is from RefSeq and is a predicted model, not a curated record.
UCUGAAGCUCAAACUUGAAGCCCGACAGAACUGGUAUAUAGGGCCCUGGGAAGUGAUGAAAUGCUUUAUUCAAUUCAAUGCAGACGUGGACUGGGAUUAAACUGGAAAUGCAAUCCGCGUUGAUAUUUAGUGAAAAAUUAAAUGGUACAGCUGUGUUAUGACCGGACGUUAUACCAUUCAGGCUUACUCGCUGCCUUGGAUUGAUUAUAUAAAGGGUGUCAGUUCCCAGUAAUGUGGUAAGUGCAAGUAACAUAGUCAUUGAAAGAAGAUGGCUUGCAAGAUGAAGCUCUUGGGAAUGCCUGUGAUGAUUAUGGCUAUUGUGGGUGUGAUAGUUGUUGCAGAGGCCAGAAACCUCGUGAAGACCAUGCAUGAAAAUGAUGAUUUGGAUUGGGUUGGAGGACUUAGCGGUGGAAUUGCAAGUGGUGCUGGACGUGAACUGGGCGAAGGCGCCGGUGCCGGAUUGGGUGGAGGCUUUGGAGGAGGUGGUGGUGGAGGAAAGGGAGGAGGCUUUGGUGGAGGUGGUGGUGCCGGUGGAGGUAUUGGUGGAGGUGGUGGUGUGGGUGGAGGCAUAGGUGCCGGUGGAGGAAAGGGAGGAGGGCUAGGUGGAGGCGGAGGUGCUGGUGGAGGAAAGGGAGGAGGUUUUGGUGGUGGUGCUGGUGGUGGAGGAGGAAAGGGUGGAGGGCUAGGUGGAGGCGGAGGUGUUGGUGGAGGAAAGGGAGGAGGUUUUGGUGGCGGUGCUGGUGGUGGAGGAGGAAAGGGUGGAGGGCUAGGUGGAGGCGGAGGUGCUGGUGGAGGAAAGGGAGGAGGUUUCGGUGGCGGUGUUGGUGGAGGUGCUGGUGGUGGUGGAGGAAAGGGAGGAGGGCUUGCUGGAGGCGGAGGUGUUGGUGGAGGAAAGGGAGGAGGUUUUGGCGGAGGUGUUGGUGGAGGAAAGGGAGGUGGCCUUGGGGGAGGUGCUGGUAUUGGCGGCAGUAUAGGCGCAGGUGGAGGGAAGGGAGGAGGCCUUGGUGGAGGUGCUGGUGCUGGUGGAGGAAAGGGUGGAGGACUUGGUGGAGGUGCUGGUGCUGGUGCUGGUAGUGGAGAGGGAGGUGGCCUAGGUGGAGGUGCUGGUGCUGGUGGAGGGAAGGGAGGAGGCCUUGGUGGAGGAAAGGGAGGCGGCCUUGGUGGAGGUGGUGGUGCCGGUGGAGGUAGUGGUGCUGGUGGCGGAAUAGGUGUGGGUGGUGGAAAGGGUGGAGGCCUUGGUGGAGGCGUUGGUGGAGGUGGUGGGGCUGGAGGAGGCAUAGGUGCUGGCGGAGGUGUUGGUGGAGGUAGUGGUGCUGGUGGCGGAAUAGGUGCAGGUGGUGGAAAGGGUGGAGGCCUUGGCGGAGGCAUUGGUGGAGGUGGUGGGGCUGGAGGAGGCAUAGGUGCUGGCGGAGGUGUUGGUGGAGGUGUUGGUGGAGGUGGUGGGGCUGGAGGAGGCAUAGGUGCUGGUGGAGGUGGCAGCUUUGGUGGUGGAAUUGGAGGAGGUGCUGGUGGUGGUUUUGGGGGAGGAUUCGGUGGUGGGAAUGGAGGAGCUGAUGGGGGUAGUGGUGGAGGAGGGGGUUUUGGUGGUGGUGCAGGAGGAGGAGGUGGUGGAUUUUAAGCAGUGUCUUGGCUCCUAGGCCCCAAGCAUCUAGAGGCAAUAUACGCUACGCCCCUAAAUAAACGCUUUUUAAAUUAUGUUCCAAAUAUAUAAUAGAUCAUUAUAGUGUACUUUGCUUCUGUCUUGCGAUCCAUAUUUUGCCCUUGUUUCAUUUAUUGAAUAAAUAGAAAAUAAUAAGGGAGAUAGCAAUGAGAUUCGGUAUGGUUCCAAGAAAAGACAAAUGGUGGAAAUGUCAUACAAAUAAUAAAAUUCUUUACUGCUGCUUCCAUAGUUUA